Molecule: messenger RNA, 900 nt
Organism: Lindgomyces ingoldianus
Lineage: Eukaryota; Fungi; Ascomycota; Dothideomycetes; Pleosporales; Lindgomycetaceae
Exons: 10
Coding region: 1-900 (299 amino acids)
Source: RefSeq, a predicted model, not a curated record
AUGCGGCACGGAUCUUCGCUGCCUCCACAGAAGCUUAUUACCCAGGAUCGCUGCGUUGCCUUCUUUUGGGCAAGGGUAGCUCCGAAUACCCCGAUAUCUGAUGAUGUCCCUCGAUAUACGGAAAACGAGAAUAGCUGGGUGAGGGAGAAAGACCAGACGAAAAGACGUCGACAAAAAGGUGUAAGCAGUGCGGAGAGUUCACAGAAAUUCGACGAAGAGAAGUGGCUUGCUCGAGUCCUCCAGCACUUCUUUCUCCUCCUGUUCGUUGUUAUCGUGAAUCCGAAUUACUGUUGUUUGAUGGAUGUCGCCUGCGUUAUGCCGGCUUCAUUUUUGCUCUCACAGCUCGCCACAACCAACCGCCAUAUAUACGUCUACCCAUUGCCGUCAGUCUCUCUCUCGCAUCGCCUCGGGUUCGCUCCCUCAGCGGUGCCGGAUGCGCGCCGAAUAGGGUUGAGAGCAGAAGCCCGAGCACGCGACCUCACACUCGUUUGGCUCUUGCUAGGCCCGAUUAGGCUUAGCUUCCGUACCUCCCGGCUGGAACUCACAAGGCUGUCGCUCCGAGCAAGCCUUGCUUUCGCAGGUAUCGGCCGACCAAAGCUCCGCGCUUCCGAUGAGGUACACAAGAACUUACCGUACUCGCCAGCGGUUGCCAACAUUCCAGUUUCUGUCAGCUGGCGAUCCAUGCUUACAAAAUCCAGUUGUCUGACAUUGCCGCUCGUGGGCUGCAGUUUCACAGCUAACACACUCCGGGACGUAUUUGGCAAUCGGACCUUCGCAAUCUCUUCUCUGCAAGCCUAUAAGGCUUGUAGGGCUGAUGUUGCUGUCAGUCGAUUCGUCAACGCCGUCGAUCGCCACUUUAGCAAUCUAAGCAUGAUUCGGGAGACUGAAGAUGAAAAUUAA